Molecule: messenger RNA, 1233 nt
Organism: Cyprinus carpio (common carp)
Lineage: Eukaryota; Metazoa; Chordata; Actinopteri; Cypriniformes; Cyprinidae
Product: NLR family CARD domain-containing protein 3-like
Exons: 4
Coding region: 1-1233 (410 amino acids)
Source: RefSeq, a predicted model, not a curated record
AUGUGCCACAUCCCAGUCUUCUGCUGGAUUUCAGCCACUGUUCUCCAGAACAUUUUAGAGGAGAAAAGAAAUAAUGCUGUGAAACACAAUCAGGCUGAUGAUGCCUCCAAAACACUGCAGGAGUCAAAUAUUGAAGACACUCCUAAGACUCUGACACAAAUGUACACACACUUCCUCAGAUUUCAGAUCCAGCAGAGCAGACGAAAGUAUGAUGGAGAAUAUACACCAGAUGUUUCCUGGGAUAAAGAUGCCAUCUUUUCACUGGGGAAACUGGCAUUUGAUCAGCUGGAAAGAAACAAUUUGAUCUUCUAUGACUCAGAUCUGGAAGCCUGUGGUAUUGACGUCUAUAAGGCAUCAGUGUACUCAGGCAUGUGUACCCAGAUCUUUAAGGAGGAAACAGGGAUCGUUCUUGGUACCAUGUACUGCUUCGUUCACUUGAGCAUUCAAGAGUUUAUUGCAGCUCUUUAUGCACAUCUGUUUCUAGACAUCAACAAGAAAUAUGUGUUUGAUCAAGACUCUACAGAACAGAAAAACAAAAGUGUAAACAUGAUUGAUUUGCUCAAGACUGCAGUGGACAAGGCACUAGAGAGUGAUAAUGGACACCUGGAUCUUUUUCUUCGAUUCCUCCUUGGUUUGUCACUCCAGUCCAAUCAGAGACUCUUACAGGGUCUGUUGACACAGAAAAAUAGAAAUGAUCAGAGCAAAAAGGAAAUAGUUCAGUACAUCAAGCAGAAAUUAGAAUCUAAUCUGUCUCCAGAGAGAUCCAUCAAUCUGUUCUACUGUCUGAAUGAACUGAAUGACCAAACUCUGGUGAAAGACAUUCAGACCCACCUUAGCAUAGGAAGUCUCUCAUCUGCUGAUCUUUCACCUGCCCAGUGGUCUGCAUUGGCCUUUGUGUUGUUGACAUCAGAGGAGGAGCUGGAGGAGUUUGAGCUUCAGAAAUUCAAGAAAUCAGACGAGUGUCUCAUUAGAUUAUCAGCAGUCAUCAAAACCUCUAAAAGAGCGCUGUUAAAUGAUUGUGGCUUAACAGACAAAAGCUGUCCAGCUCUGGCUACAGUUCUUGGAUCAGAUACCAAUCUGAAAGAGCUGAACAUGAACAAUAAUAAUCUGCAGGAUUCAGGAGUGGAGCUCCUCUGCACUGGCCUGAAGAAUAUUAAUUGCAAAUUAGAGAUACUGAGUCUGAAGAACAACUGUAUCACAAGGAGGGUGUCAUGUUCUGGCUGCAGCUGUUAA